Centrocercus urophasianus (Greater sage-grouse) is the source of this 2712-nucleotide messenger RNA. Its product is annotated as low-density lipoprotein receptor-related protein 4-like. The record is from RefSeq and is a predicted model, not a curated record. The transcript has 15 exons. NCBI's taxonomy places the organism in Eukaryota, Metazoa, Chordata, Aves, Galliformes, Phasianidae. Gene Ontology annotation, molecular function: calcium ion binding; protein binding. Bases 1 to 2694 code for a protein of 897 amino acids.
AUGGGCCACCCCCCGCCGCUUCGCCUGAUCCUCGCCAUCCUCAUCCUUCGCUCCGUCGCCGGGGCCGCGGCCCGCCGCGCCCCCCCCGCCAGCCCCACGUGUGCAGCAUCGCGCCAGGCCGCCUGCGGAGAUGGCUGCAUCCCCAUCCCAUGGCUCUGCGAUGGAGAGCAGCAGUGUCCAGAUGGGACGGACGAGCUAUGUGGUGCUCCCUGCGGCGGAGACCCCCAUGUCUGGCAGUGUGAUGACGGCCGGUGUGUUGCCAGCAGCUGGCGCUGUGACGGUGCUGCCGACUGUCCAGAUGGCUCUGAUGAGCAGGACUGUGUGUGCGGAGCGAAGAAGCUGCAGUGUCCUGGCACCCACCACUGCAUCCCGCACUGGGAGCAGUGUGACCGGCAUCAGGACUGCGAGGAUGGCUGGGAUGAGGAGGGCUGCCCCCUGCAGCCUUGUCUGCCAGGGCAGUGGCAGUGCAGGAACCGAGUAUGCAUUGUUGCCGAGUGGAAGUGCAACGGGGUUGAUGACUGUGGUGAUUCCUCGGAUGAAGACAUCUGUGCCCCCUGCCCACCUGGCAUGGUGCGGUGUGAUGAGGGGAAAUGCAUCCUGGAGUCCCUGAUGUGCAAUGAUGAGGAUGACUGCCUGGAUGGCACUGACGAGCCCAGCACCUGCGGACGAAGCUGCUUUGUGCGCAAUGGGGGCUGCGCAGAAUCAUGCACUGACACACACUGGGGUGUACAGUGCUCCUGCGGGUCUGGCUGGGUGUUGCAGGCUGAUGGGCAGAGUUGUGCUGAUGUGGAUGAGUGCUCCUUGGAGUACGGCCCCUGUAGCCAACUGUGCAGAAACACGCCAGGAACUUUCAGCUGUGCCUGCCUCGAGGGCUACCUGCUGCGGCACGGCACCUUCUGUGAAGUAGCAGACAACGCAACACAGCUCCUGGUGGCCGUUGGGGAAGACCUGGCUCUUCUGGAUGUGCGGACCCAGGCAUACCGCCCUGUGCUCUCCACUGAGGCCGAGCUCCGUGCCCUGGUGUAUGAUCUGCUUCGUGAAACCUACUUCUGGCUGACAGAGGAGGGCGAGCUCUGUGCACGCCUACCGGGGAAGGAUGCGCAGCUCCUCUAUGCAGAUGCUGGAGAGGUGAACAGCAUCUCUGUGGACUGGUUCACGGGGCAGUUGUACUGGGCCAGCAGCCAUCCUGCAGCCAUCUAUGCAGGGCUGGGUGACGGACGUGGCUAUGUGACAGUGCUGGGGAAGGAUGUGGCACCGGAGCAGCUGACAGUGUACCCAUCUGCCAGGUCCCUCUAUUGGGUCAACCGUGGGCUGAGAGGUCGGACAGUCAUUGCUGCAGCUGGCAUGGAUGGCUCAAACCAUCAGGAGCUCACAGUGGUGUCCAUGGAGGAGCCUAUAGGGCUCAGCCUGGACCACGUGGCUGGGAGACUGUACUGGAUCAGCGAAUACAAGGAGUCCAUUGAGACGCUGCGGGUAGAUGGCAGCGGACGCCAUUCCUUCCCUGCUGUCCUGCGGAGCCACACAGAGCCACUGGGCCUGGCUGUGUUUGAGAGCCGCUUCUUCUGGGCUGAUGGCACCGAGCUGGUGUCAGCCAGCCAGGCCUCUCCACAGGAACAUGCCGUACUGCUCCGGGCCCCCGUUUCUGCCUUCACUGUGCUGCAUGCACUGCAGCAGCCACCACGAGACACUGCUGCAUGUGCUCCAGGCUUGUGCAGCCACCUCUGCCUUCUGUCCCCUGUGCACCCUCGAGGCUACAAGUGUGCAUGUCCAGAAGGACUCUACCUCCAGCCCUCAGGGAAAUGCACAGAGCUGUCUAUCAUAUACUCAUCGAGGACAGCCAUCUCCCUGCUGCAGGUGGGCCCUGGAACACACAGCCAACAGGUGCAGGAGUGGCAGGAGGCCUUCCACCUGCAGGAUGUAGACUGGCAGAGGUCAGUGCUCUAUGGGACAGAUGACAGUGGGGCACUGCUGCGUGUUGUGGGACACCCUGGGAAGCGAGAGACCAUCGUGACCAGGCUGCCGGUCUGCUCUGCCCGUGUGGACAUCCGCUCAGGGAACCUGUACUGGCUCGCAUGUAACCGGAGGGACAUCGGAGUGACCAAGGUGUCUGACCUGACCCCACGCAUCCUGCACCGUGCUCGCAGCAGCAUCCAGCACCUCUUCUUGGACUGGCAACAAGGAACUCUCUACUGGCUGGCCCGUGGACAGCCCCUGCAGCAGCUGAGUCUGUCUGGGGGCAGCCCACGGGAUGCUUGGAACGAGACGUGGCCUGGAGACCUGCCUGCGGCCAUGGAUAGCAAGGCCUUCAGCCUGCUCUGGAGCUCAGCCCUAGGCCUGAAGGCACUGAGUCUGACCAAACAGAAAGCAGUCACCCUGGCACCUGGCUGGUCCCAUGGCCUUGUGGCCGCCUUUGAGCCCUACUUGGUUUCAGUUAAUGAGACGGCUCUGCUGCUGUGGGACCGGAGGACGCUGUCUCUUGUGCUAUCAGUGCCAGCAACAGGCGUGCAGGGUGUGGUGGCAUUCGUGGGUUCAGAGCUACAGGAAGGUAAGAGCAGCUCUGUGCUUGAUGGGGCUGGGUGGCCUGUCCUGCUCCAAGCUAGGGUGCCACCUGGGUGCUGGGGGCCACAUAUGUUGUUUCUGGUGGUGCCUGAAGCGUGGGCAGGGCACGACCCCAAAUCCAGGCUCAUGUUCUAGUGCCUGUGCCUCUGCCAG